This is a messenger RNA of Nicotiana attenuata, 1594 nucleotides long. RefSeq names its product macrophage erythroblast attacher. The record is from RefSeq and is a predicted model, not a curated record. Gene Ontology annotation, cellular component: GID complex; nucleus; cytoplasm. The transcript is spliced from 7 exons. Gene Ontology annotation, biological process: proteasome-mediated ubiquitin-dependent protein catabolic process. Gene Ontology annotation, molecular function: ubiquitin protein ligase activity; protein binding. The coding region runs from base 109 to 1386 and encodes 425 amino acids. Lineage: Eukaryota; Viridiplantae; Streptophyta; Magnoliopsida; Solanales; Solanaceae.
ACGACGUCGUGGCUUUUUACCAAUUAGAUGUUCUAUCUAAUCAGGAAUUGCCCAACGAAGCACUCCUUCCUCCACAUUGUCUCUCCGAUCUAACCUUCACUUUUUCCAAUGGAAAUGGAAACAAUUCCCAACGGCAGUUCGCCUACUUCCACAGCCAGCAGCACCGCCGUCACCCCAACCGCCGUCACUCCAACCGCCGGUAUCUCGCCUAACGCUCCGUCGUCAAAACUGAACCAACUCUCCGAAUCACUCAAAUUAGAACACCAGUUCCUCCGUGUCCCUUUCGAAUAUUACAAAAAGACGAUUCGAUCCAAUCACCGUAUUGUUGAGAAGGAAGUGUCCGCUGUUAUCUCUGGCGUUUCGGAUGCCGCUGCCGCCGCUGACUCUGUUAUGUCCCGUGAUGAUGCCGUAAAUCGACUCAAUUCACUUGUUUCCAGGUUGCAGGGGCUUAAACGGAAGUUGGAAGAGGGGAGUCGAACAGAGAACCUGCAAGCGCAAAGAUGCAGAGCACGGCUAGAUCAUCUAGAAUCUGCUGAUCCAGAAAAUUUAUCAGAUUGGAAUGAUAUCCGUUUGAAGCGGAUACUGGUAGAUUACAUGUUGCGGAUGUCAUAUUAUGACACUGCUAUGAAGCUUGCUGAAAGCAGCAACAUCCAGGAUCUUGUUGACGUUGACGUCUUUCAUGAAGCAAAAAAGGUCAUUGAUGCUCUUCAAAACAAGGAGGUGACUCCUGCUUUAGCCUGGUGUGCUGAUAACAAAUCCAGGCUAAAGAAAUCAAAGAGCAAAUUUGAGUUCCAGCUGAGACUGCAAGAGUUCAUAGAGUUGGUAAGAGCUGAAAACAUGAUGCGGGCCAUUACAUAUGCUCGGAAAUAUCUUGCACCUUGGGGUUCUACCCAUAUGAAAGAGUUGCAGCGAGUCUUGGCGACACUUGCUUUCAAGAGUAAUACUGAAUGUGCAACUUACAAGGCUUUAUUUGAACCAAAGCAGUGGGAUUACUUAAUUGAUCAAUUCAAACAGGAGUUCUGCAAGUUAUAUGGCAUGACUCUUGAGCCGUUGCUGAAUAUAUAUCUUCAAGCAGGGCUGUCUGCAUUGAAAACUCCAUUCUGUUAUGAAGAUGAUUGCACAAAGGAGGAUCCUUUAUCACAGGAGAGCUUUCGUAAAUUAGCGACGCCACUACCAUAUUCAAAACAGCAUCACUCGAAGCUUGUUUGCUACAUAACCAAAGAGCUGAUGGAUACUGAAAAUCCACCCCUUGUCUUGCCUAAUGGAUAUGUCUAUAGCACCAAGGCACUUGAAGAGAUGGCCAAGAGGAAUGAUGGCAGAAUCACAUGUCCCAGGACAGGCUUUACCUGCAACUACACACAGCUGGUUAAGGCUUACAUUUCAUGAGUUUCUGUUUUUCAUUAGACUGUCAAUCACCAAGCAAGAAACUUGCUCUGGGAGCUUUCCGGUGCCCAUGAAUUCUUGUUUAGGGGACUGCUGUAUAUAUGGAAAUCACCAAGUUCUUAAUCCUUGUGUGAGCAAAAAAUUUAUGUGGAUGUUAACAUUAAAGUUUGACUUGUACAGCAUAUCAGUUAGUUGCACGUGUUUUACAUGA